AAUAACCUAUCAAUGCGUCAGAAAUCAUAAGGAUUUCUUCUGCUUCAAUGCACAUUAUGGAUGUGCUUGUGAGCAUACUUCGAAAUGCAGGCCUGGAGGAUCAUAUCCCCUGACUUGCAGCUUUAGAGUCUCCUUUUAUUUCUGCUUCUCUUCUGUCCAUUUUUUCCGUAUGCGCAUUCAUUCAUUUUCCCAUCCGUGCCUUUCCUUGCUCAUAUGCUUCUUUUUUCCUGCCCUUCCGUGUUAUAAUUCCUAUUGCUGUUAUGUCCAGUUCUAUCCAUUUUACUCUGGUGAUCAUAUUUAUCUCAGCUUUGCCGGCGAUGAAGCUAUAUGUUUCCUAAGUCCGAAAGAACAUGACCCGUCUCUUUCAUUUCAUUUCAUUUCUUUUCUUUUUGUUUUCCCUUUGAUCAAUUGUACCUUUGAUCUCUAUUUUAGAGCCCUCCACGAAGUAUACUGGAUCACUUCCCUUCGCUAGUGUGUAUAAUCACUGUUUGAUGACUCUGGUCUGUGUCUACUACUAUC
Molecule: messenger RNA, 519 nt
Organism: Aspergillus steynii IBT 23096
Lineage: Eukaryota; Fungi; Ascomycota; Eurotiomycetes; Eurotiales; Aspergillaceae
Exons: 1
Coding region: 170-472 (100 amino acids)
Source: RefSeq, a predicted model, not a curated record